Messenger RNA from Fusarium keratoplasticum, 1926 nucleotides. RefSeq names its product Signal recognition particle subunit SRP72. NCBI's taxonomy places the organism in Eukaryota, Fungi, Ascomycota, Sordariomycetes, Hypocreales, Nectriaceae. Gene Ontology annotation, biological process: SRP-dependent cotranslational protein targeting to membrane. Bases 1 to 1926 code for a protein of 641 amino acids. Gene Ontology annotation, cellular component: signal recognition particle, endoplasmic reticulum targeting. Gene Ontology annotation, molecular function: ribosome binding; protein binding; 7S RNA binding. The transcript is spliced from 2 exons. The record is from RefSeq and is a predicted model, not a curated record.
AUGUCUCCAGAUCCUGCCGCCGCCCUGAGCGCCUUGCUUCGCCAGGCCUCCAUCGAAGACCACGAUGAAAUGCUCAAGGCCGCCAACGCUGCCAUCAAGGCCAAAAAGGACGACGUCGUUAGCCAGCACACCCGCAUUGUUGCCCUACUGAAGCUCGAUCGUUUCGACGACGCCCUGCGCGCCAUCGCAGAGGGCAGCACCGCCCUACUCUCUCGAUGUGUCCUCGAACAUGCAUACGCACUCUAUAAGACAGGAAAGCUCGAGGAGGCUACCGAGGUUCUGCAAUCUGCCGGUAUUGAGAGCAGCCGGAGCUUCAAGCAUGUCGCUGCGCAAGUUGCCUAUCGAGCUGAACGAUUCGACGAAGCACGCUCUUUGUACAGCCGCCUUCUCGACACUGAUGCUUCUGAUGAGGAGAACGACCUCGGAAUUAACAUUCGAGCUACCUUUGCGCAAUCUGACUGGUUAGGCUACUCGUCAGUGGAUGCCAUCACGGUUCAAGACUCUGAUGGUUUCGAACUAUGCUACAAUGCUGCUUGUGCGCAUAUUGCUCGGGGCUCUCUUGAGACUGCCGCUGAGCUUUUGCAACGUGCUGCCAGGCUCUGCGACGCUUCUGAUGACCUUACCCAGGAGGAUAAGAAGGCUGAGAUGCGUCCCAUUCUCGCUCAACAGGCAUUUGUUUAUGCGAAACUGGGCAAGCUUAAGGAGGCCCUCGAGCUAUACAAUUCACUACCAGGCUCAAGCGACGAGGAUAUUGAUCUCUCGUUGAUCACCGAGAACAACCUGGUGGCUCUGGAGCCCAACGUCGAGAACCCCCACUUGCUUAAACGCAAGUUCUCAUCAGUGGCAGCAAAAGAAGAGCACGCCAAGCUCUUCAAGCAACAGUCCAAUAUCCUCCGGCGCAACAAGCUGGCUAUCGAUCUUCAAGCAUUCAAGGCCCCUGGUGUCAAGAGCCGCACCGAGGCUCUCCUUGAGAACGUGGAGCACCCUACGACAUCUGCCGACGCAGGCAUCCUCUCUGUCUUCAAUGCUGCUGCAAGCUCUCAAGGAACCACUGGAAAGGAACUUCUACGGAAUAUUCACAACCUAACGAAGAAGCGACCUCUCGAUGUCGGCCUCGCUUUGACUCUUGUUCAAAUACAACUCAACAACGGUCACACCGGCUCGGCACUGUCGAUCCUGGAGUCAUUCCUGCAACGCCUCGAGAAGAUCGAGACUCCUGAUGCUUUAGAUGCCCGGUUCAGCCCUGGCCUUGUCGCCCUGCUUGUAACACUCCUGCGAGCCCAGAGCCGAGAGUCAUCCGCCAAGGCUGAGCUCGUCAAGGCGGCGACACACUGGCAGUCUCGUCACAGCACUGCUACUUCGCUACUUGAGGAGGCCGGUAUCGAGCUGAUGAAGUCGUCCAACGUUCAGGACCUGCAGCUUGCUGGUUCUUCGUUCCAGAGACUCAUCAACGAACAACAGGCCUCAGAUAUUGCUGCUGCUGGUCUGGUGGCAUCCCUUGCUCCCUCCAACCCUUCCCAUGUUGAGCAAUACCUCGGAAACCUCCCCGCAGUCGACUCUCUCAUCGAAGGCAUUGACGUCACUGCCCUUCUCGGUGCCGGUGUCGCCACCGCGAGCAGCAAGGCUUCGCAGUCCCUCAAGCGAUCAGCUCCUGAGUCGGCCGAGAAGACACGCAAGCGCCGCAGAAAGAUCCGUCUGCCCAAGAACUACGUGGAGGGCACCAAGCCUGACCCUGAGCGAUGGCUGCCGCUGCGCGAUCGGAGCUCAUACCGACCCAAGGGCAAGAAGGGCAAGAAGAAGGCUGGCGAGACACAGGGAGGCAUUGUCAAGGAGGAAGAGACGCUGGAGCUCGUAGGCGGAGGAGGCGUCAAGGUGGAAAAGGCGCCUCCCCAAAGCUCCAAGAAGAAGAAGAAGGGUAGAAAGUAG